Wyeomyia smithii (pitcher-plant mosquito) is the source of this 5019-nucleotide messenger RNA. RefSeq lists its product as uncharacterized. The coding region runs from base 1 to 5019 and encodes 1672 amino acids. The record is from RefSeq and is a predicted model, not a curated record. Lineage: Eukaryota; Metazoa; Arthropoda; Insecta; Diptera; Culicidae. Gene Ontology annotation, molecular function: nucleic acid binding. The transcript is spliced from 3 exons.
AUGGUUAAGUUUGUGGAUAACCCGAAUGGGCACUGUCGGAUGUGCAUCGAAUCCGACGAGAAAGGUGUACUUGUGGAAUGCUGCGAAUGUGACCGUUGGUUCCACUUGGCAUGUGUGGGACUGAAGGACCCACCGAGAAGUGAGGACUACUGGACAUGCCAAAAAUGCUACGAGAUUGCAGAAAAUCAGCAAAAGAUGGAAGAAAAACUUAAGAAAUUGGAAGCCCAAGCCAAAGGCAAACGAACACCAUCGUCGGAAAGAACGACAACAACCGAAGAAAUAUUGCGUAUUCAUCAGAAAACUAUGGAGGCUCUCGUUAAGCAGCUCCAAGUUAAACCCGAACCAACUCCAGAUAUCAGUCUGGCCCAACCCAAUCAAAACGAAGAUUGGACAAUCUACCUGAAAAGGCAAGCUCUGGCUGACUUGCCUAGGUUUGAUGGCGCGCCAAAAGAUUGGCCAAAAUUUAAGAAAACAUACGAAGAAACCACAAAAGCAGGAGCUUUUACUAAUCUUGAAAACUUAAACCGGCUGCAGAAGGUUCUGCGUGGAAAUGCCGCAAAAACUGUGAGUCAACUGCUGAUCGACCCGGAGAAUGUCAAGAAAAUAAUCGAAAGACUAGAAGAAACAUACGGUCGACCAGAAGCGAUUUAUAACGAACUUCUCCACGAACUAAUAAAAAUUCGUAAGGAGAAUAAAAGUGCAUUAUUAGAAAUAGCAGAUGCACUGGAUAAUCUCGUGAGUACAAUAAAUGUAAUCAAUUGUGCUCAAUAUCUGAACGACCCUCGUUUGGUCGAUACUAUAGUAAAGAAAUUGCCCUAUAAUAUUCAAAUAAAGUGGGCUGAAGAAUUGAGCAAAGAAAACAUUCAUUGUCCAGAUUUAAAAAUACUGAAUGAAUUGAUAAAACCACUCGCCAAAAUUCAGAGGAUGGUUAACCCUUCGAUCGAGAACUCUGAAAGGAAGUCAAGAGUAAACAUUCACCAAGAUAACCGGAAAAAGUUCUACAACAAAUGUCCAUUUUGCGAAAAGGACCACAAAGUCUAUGAAUGUGAUACAUUCAAAAAAAUGAACACGGAAGCAAGGAGAAAAAUUGUUACACAAAAACGACUUUGCUUUGGGUGUCUAGGAGCAAACCAUCUAAUGAAAGAUUGCGAACGUGCUAGAACAUGUGACAUCGAUAAAUGCCAGGAAAAACAUAGUAGAUGGCUACAUCCGAGAAAUAAGAAAAACGUAGACAAGGCCAACAAAAUGAUGACGACGCCGAAAGAAGAAAUCGUAGAAAAGCUUGUAACCACAGAAAACGCUUCAUCUUCUAACUCUGGAACUACAAAUCACCAUCAAACAUUCAGAAAUAAUAUUUAUUUCCAAAUUAUUCCCAUAACACUUAGAAACAAGGGAAAGGAAGUAAAUACGUUUGCUUUCUUAGACGCCGGCUCAUCACUAACUUUAAUCGAGGAACAAAUUGCUGAUGAUCUCGGCCUAAAGGGACGCUCGAAUCUUCUCAAACUCACCUGGACGCAAAACGUCACCAAGCAAUCGAACAGCAGGCAGGUACAAGUUACACUCGUCGGACCUUCAAAGAAACCAUUUAUCCUGAAGGGCGUAAGAACAAUUGACAACCUCCAGCUACCAAUUCAAUCUCUAGACAUGGAUGCUAUGAAAAAACAAUACGAUCAUCUGAAAGACUUACCCAUUGAAAGCUAUACGGUAGCACGACCAUCAAUACUAAUUGGUCUCGACAACGCGCAUCUACUAAUGCCUAUGGACAGAAGAAUGUUAGACGAGAAUUCUCCUAUGGCUAUGAGAACCAAACUAGGAUGGUUUCUCUUUGGUAACCUCAAGUUGAAUAUCGCACAAGACUAUGUCAUGGCAAUACAGGAAAAUGACGAGAUGCGAAACAUGAUGAUGCGGUAUCUCAGCACAGAAGAUUUUGGAGUCAAAACAGUCGAAAGUCUGCCAAAGGGUAAGGAGGACAAAAGAGUUGAAGAAAUAAUCAACGACACACUGAAAUAUCUAGGGAAUAGAUAUGAAAUUGGAAUGCUGUUCAGACAGGACGAUGUCAAAUUCCCUGACACUUACCAAAACGCCUUAAGACGAUUAACUCUGUCAGAGAAAAUGCUUGCGAAAAAUGAGAAACUCAAGCAAUGGGCCAUACUUAACUUUAAAGAGUACGUUGCGAAAGGAUAUGCCAGAAAAUUAACACCAGCAGAAUUACUUACACCUACAAACAAAGUUUACUAUCUACCACACUUUAUCGUCAUAAAUCAAAACAAGAACAAACCAAGAUUAGUGUUUGACGCCAAAGCAGAAGUUAAGGGUGUCUCAUUAAACUCAACCCUUUUACCGGAGCCGGACGCCACAACAUCGAUCUUCGGAAUAUUACUACGUUUUAGAGAAGGAAACAUAGCGAUAAGCGGUGACAUCCAGGAAAUGUUUCAUCAAGUAAGAAUUCGUCCAGAAGAUCAGCACGUACUACGCUUCUUAUGGAGAGAUUGUGAUACAUCAAAACCACCAGAAGUAUACGUCAUGAUGGUCAUGAUAUUUGGCGCCACCUGUUCACCGGCCUGCGCUCAAAUAGUAAAAAAUUUUAAUGCGAGAAAAUUCGAAAAAACUCAUCCCGCCGCAGCAACCGCUAUAGUAAAACAACACUACGUCGACGAUUACCUAGACAGCUUCCACACCCAAGAUGAAGCAGUUCAGACAGUCAACGAUGUUAUAACAAUUCACGAAAAGGGAGGUUUCUUCAUAAGAAACUUCAUAUCAAACAAACGCGAGUUACUUCACUCACUCCCCGAAAACCGGUUAAUGGAUUCAAACAAGAAAGAUAUAACUGACAAAGAGUCUCACGUAGAAAGGGUCCUAGGGCUACACUGGAAUACACAACACGAUUAUUUUAGUUACCAACUAAGGUUGGAUAAACUAAAUGCAGAAGCAUUAAAAACGUUAAACACACCGACAAAAAGAGAAGUACUAUCAUUCGUGAUGAGUAUCUAUGACCCGCUCGGAUUAAUAUCGCACAAAAUUAUAGAAGGAAAAAUAAUCCUCCAAGAAUUACAUAAGGAAUCGAUGGAAUGGGACGACACAAUCACGUCACGCAUUCUGCCCCGAUGGCGAAAUUGGAUCAGUACGUUAAAACUGAUGGGAAAUCUAAAAAUCCCAAGAAGUCUUCACAUAAAAAUCGGAGUACCUCUAGAACUUCACACUUUCGUAGAUUCAAGUGAAAAUGCGUUUGCCGCAGUAAUUGACAUAAAAUGCGGAAAUACCGUUAGCCUUGUGGCAGCUAAAUCGAGAGUAGCACCUAUUAAAACACUUUCAAUACCACGAUUAGAGUUGCAAGCAGCUGUGCUAGGCUCCCGGCUAGCAGAAACAAUAGUAAAUGAAAUACGUCCGACAAUAUCAAAAAAAAUAUAUUGGUCUGACUCGCAAACAGUCUUAGCAUGGAUUCGAUCUGAUCAUCGUAAAUAUAAGCCUUUCGUGGCUCACCGCAUAGGAGAAAUUUUAGACACAACAACCGUACAACAGUGGCGUUGGGUCCCAUCGCUGCAAAACCCAGCUGACGAAGCAACGAAGGAAGUGAAAAGAAAAUCUAUUUGGAUAAAUGGACCUGGAUUCCUGCAUCUUCAGGAAAACAACUGGCCUACGCAAAAACCAAUUGAAGAAACCUCAGAAGAAUCUAAGGAUAUAUUAGCACUACAUAUAACAACAGAAAUACAGCAAUAUGAUUUCAUACGAGAAAACCGCUACUCAAAUUACUGGAAACUAGUUCAACACCUAUGUAUACUAAAGAAAUUUGUCAAUUGGAUCGCAGAAAGGAAACAUUUCAUAAAAGCUAUAAACAGAAAUGAUCGAGACAUCGUCGAAAAUACGCUUUACAAAAAGGCACAAUGGGAAGCAUUUCCUGUCGAAAUGAUGGACCUAAUUAAAAAUAAACAAUUAACCAAGCAAGGUCCUUUAUCAAGCCUGCGACCAGUGCUGGACGAGAAUGGCGUCAUGCGUAGCAGAGGACGAAGAGGAAAGGUGUCCCAUAUGUACAGCGAUAACGGCACAAACUUUAUAGGUGCCUGGAAUGAAAUAAAAGAGCUACAAGCAUGGGCGAAUAAGAUAAACACCACGAUGGAGAAAGGACAAUCGGCAGCACUCGAAAUACAAUGGUCAUUUAACCCACCCGCAGCACCACAUUUCGGCGGUGCAUGGGAACGUUCAAUAAAAAUCAUAAAGACUUCCUUGAAAAAUAUGUUUAAGAGUUGUAAAAGGCCUACACCAGAACUACUAAGAGCCGGCCUCAUCCAGGCAGAGUUUUUGCUAAAUUCCAGACCGCUUACUCAUAUACCGCUCGAAACGUUCGACGAUGAAGUUCUAACACCGUUUCACAUGUUGAUCGGACGAGCAGGAGAACAUGUAUCCCCAAUUGCACCAACAGUAGAUGGAUUUAAUAAAGAACAAUGGAAGCUAGCGCAACACUACGGACAACUCUUUUGGGAUCGUUGGAAAACAGAAUACCUCCCAACAUUAAUAAAAAGAAACAAAUGGACCGAGGAGAUCAUUCCACUUGAAGAAAACGAUAUCGUCAUCAUCACAGACGACAACGUACCAGCUGGAAGAUGGUUGAAGGGGCGUAUAAUAAAAACAUACCCCGAUAAAGAUGGACAAGUCAGAAAGGCUGACAUACAAACGGAAAAGGGCAUUAUAAAAAGAGCAGCGACGAAAAUAGCGGUUCUCGACGUUACACAGAAGGAGAAACCAGAAGACGCUCAACAUCUCACAUCAAAGAACAUGCCGGAGGAACACGUCAUGAUCAUACACAACGACGUUAGCAGCAAGGACAACGUAAUCAACAACAACAAAAGCAACGACUCCAAUCCAAACAACGACAAGGUCAUCAAUACGAAACGUAAACUAGAGGACGAAAAUUUCUCUAACUGGGGAAAAAGAAAUAAACUGGAUAUUGACAAAAUUAAGGAACUAAGAGACCAACAUCUAAAGAAACAUCCACCCCGAACUACACCAAAACGAAACGCAUAG